Messenger RNA from Salvia splendens (bonfire salvia), 657 nucleotides. RefSeq names its product 60S ribosomal protein L21-1. Gene Ontology annotation, biological process: translation. Gene Ontology annotation, molecular function: structural constituent of ribosome. The coding region runs from base 57 to 551 and encodes 164 amino acids. The transcript has 2 exons. The record is from RefSeq and is a predicted model, not a curated record. NCBI's taxonomy places the organism in Eukaryota, Viridiplantae, Streptophyta, Magnoliopsida, Lamiales, Lamiaceae. Gene Ontology annotation, cellular component: ribosome.
UCUUCCCCAAAUCCCUAACCUCACACUCAUCAGAUUCAGCUCAAUCCAUCACAACAAUGCCGGCUGGCCACGGACUGAGGUCGCGCACCAGAGAUUCAUUCUCUCGGGCCUUCAGGAAGAAGGGUCCGACCCAUCUCUCGACCUACCUCCGCACCUACAAAAUCGGAGACUAUGUAGAUGUUAAGGUUAACGGCUCCAUCCACAAAGGCAUGCCCCACAAAUUCUAUCACGGCCGAACUGGUCGCGUCUGGAACGUCACCAAGCGUGCCGUCGGCGUUGAAGUCAACAAGCAGGUUGGCAACAGAAUUAUAAGGAAAAGAAUUCACGUCCGCAUUGAACACGUUCAGCAAUCACGUUGCCACGAAGAAGUGAUGAUGAGGAUAAAGAAGAACGACCAGUUGAAGGCAGAGGCAAAGGCACAGGGUAAAAUCAUCAGCACAAAGAGGCAGCCAGAAGGUCCAAAGCCUGGAUUCAUGGUGGGAGGGGCAACAUUAGAGACUGUAACUCCAAUCCCCUAUGAUGUGGUCAAUGAUCUCAAAGGUGGUUACUGAGGAUUCCUUUGAUUAUCUUUGUGAUGAACAAUUCGUUGGAAAUUGAUAAUCCACUGCAACACUUUUACAUGUUCAAUUCUAGCAAUGACAUAUGGAACUUUAUUUA